AUGGGUAACAGAGAUAUUCAUUUUGGAACUUUGAAAUUGUGUGACGAGCAUGGAUUACUUUAUGCACUGGACCUUGGUGGAACAAACUUCCGUGUAUUGCGUGUACAAUUGGGUGGAAGGGAACGACGAGUAGUUAAAGGUGAAGAAUUUCAUCUUGCUCCUGGUAAGCAGAGGGAAUUGGGUUUUACAUUCUCUUUCCCGGUAAAGCAGGCAUCCAUUGCUUCUGGAACUCUUCUUAAUUGGACAAAAGGAUUCUCAAUAGACGAUGCGCUAAAGAUAUUAACCUGGGUCGGUCAAGAUGUGGUGGCAGAAUUGACAAAAGCCAUGGAAAGGAAAGGGGUUGAUAUGCGUGUUGCGGCACUUAACAAAAAUAUUUUGUUUCUGGUUACUGGAGGACAGGUUGUUCUACAUUUACUUUGUGUUUUGAAGGUCUCAUGA
Messenger RNA from Papaver somniferum (opium poppy), 438 nucleotides. RefSeq names its product hexokinase-2-like. Gene Ontology annotation, molecular function: D-glucose binding; ATP binding; mannokinase activity. Gene Ontology annotation, biological process: intracellular glucose homeostasis; glycolytic process; glucose 6-phosphate metabolic process. Gene Ontology annotation, cellular component: mitochondrion; cytosol. NCBI's taxonomy places the organism in Eukaryota, Viridiplantae, Streptophyta, Magnoliopsida, Ranunculales, Papaveraceae. Bases 1 to 438 code for a protein of 145 amino acids. The transcript is spliced from 5 exons. The record is from RefSeq and is a predicted model, not a curated record.